AUGUUCCUUUCUGGUUGCUGUGAUGGAGACGAGGCGCUUUGGAUUUUAAACUUUCUGUUUGAAAUAAUAAAAAAAACCCUCCGAAAUACUCAAUAUCAGACAUAGAGCAUCAGAGCUGUACAAUCACAAGAUGUUUUAAAAACACUGCAGAACUGAGGGUGUAGUGUUAGAGAACAGGCCCGUUCCCGCCCCAGUGCGCGCGCUCCUGUCACGCCGCCGUCACCAUGGCGACCACGGGACUGCGCAUCGGAGAUCAGCUGGUGCUGGAGGAAGACUAUGAUGAAAACUACAUCCCUUCUGAGCAAGAGAUCCACGAGUACGCCGUCGAGAUCGGCAUCGACCCUCUGCGCGAGCCGGAGCUGCUGUGGUUGGCCAGAGAGGGGAUGGUGGCGCCGCUGCCCGACGAGUGGAAACCAUGUCAGGACAUCACCGGUGAAGUGUACUACUUCAACUUCUCCACGGGUCAGUCCACGUGGGAUCACCCCUGUGACGAGCAGUACCGCCAGCUAGUGGUGCAGGAGCGCGAGCGCACACAACACAGCAGAGCCGCUCCGCCCGCGGCCAACGCUACCGUGGGGAAGGACAAGGAGAAGAAGAAGAAGAAAGACAAGAAGAAGAAGGAGAAGAAGAAAGAACCAGAGGGAGUCAGAGCUCCAGGGAUGUUGGCUCCUCUCGCUCCUCUGCGGGGUCUGUCUGAGGCUCCUGUCGCUCCUCUCAGAGGGUCUCUGGGCGUCUCAUCUGGACUCCAGCCGCUCAAAACCUCUCUAGGGUCUGCCGUGUCGAGCUCCGCUGCUUUCAGAAGUGCUGAGGAAGACGAGGAGAUCUCAGAGGAAGAUAGGCCGCGAGAUUCAGUGGGACUGCUGAAGAACCUCCACCUGGAUCUGGAUGCUCUGGGAGCGGGACUGCAGUAUGAGGACAGUGAGGUCAGUGGGACGGUUCCUCCUGAAGAAAGAACAGAACCUGAACUACAGGAUUUGGCCUUAUCGAGGGAUCACAGUCCAGAGCCGCCUUCAGAGGACUCGUUGCGUGGACGUCUCCUCCCCUCCACAGCCGCUUCAUGCCCUUUGACCUCAGACGCUGCUGCAGACGAAGGCAUGAGUGACGGUGCGCAGCAGGAGGAGAAACAGUCCGAUGAAGAGAUCGAUGAGGAGAUUGAGAGAUUCAGCCAGACCAAGGAGAGAACCGAAGAGCAGAGAGAACAGACGGAGAGUGAAGAUGAUGAAGACAAGCCUAGAGAAGAACAGGAGAAAGACAGCGGCGUACAGGCAGAGCGAAGUGAGGAGGAGGAGAGGCUUUCAGAGCGCAGUGAAAGAGAGGAACACGAACACGAAAGAGACAGCGAGGAAAUCGAGCGCUUUCAGACGGACAGCCCUCCGAUAGAAAAAGGAAAAGAACAGAGGCAGGAGAAAGGCGAGAUCAGCAGUGAGGAAGAGGUAGAGAGAAGUGUUUUCCAUAUGGAGGAGGAAGAGAAGCUUUCAGAACACGGGGAAACUGAGGAAGAUGAGCAUAAAGAAGAGCAGAGAGAGAGUGAAGGACGUGGGAUCAGCGACACUCAGAGCGACAGAGACGGCGAGGAGAUCGAACGCUUUCAGGAGGACAGCCCUCAAAUGACACACUUUAAAACUGGGAAGUUUGUGCCUCAGUGGAAUCCAGUGUGCAGUGAGGAAUCUGAAGCUGGUGAAGCAGCAGCGGCGUCGCUCUCAUUCGCCGAUGAUGUGCAGGCUGGCUUUCACUCCAAACUCUCAGAGAAUGUGUUUGAUCUGCUGGAUCUGACUCCUGCAGUGGACAGGAAGGAAGAGGAGGGAGAGGAAGACGUGGACAGCUGCGUGGAUGUCUCUGUCUCUGCAGACAGGCGUCUGCAGUCCCAGUCCGACCUCUCCUCGCCCGCCGAUGACAUCAGCAGAGCAUCACAUGACCAGAGACCGCCGACGGCCCGCGGCCGAACCCACACCAGUGAUCAGGAGAAGAGACGAGAAGCUCAGGAGGAUGAAGAGCAGCGUGAGCGUGAUGAAGAGGAGAGAAGACGGAUGGAGGAGGAGAAGAACAGAUUGAUGGAGGAGGAGAAGAACAGACGGAUGGAGGAGGAGAAGAACAGACUGAUGGAGGAGGAGAAGAGAAGAGAAGCUCAGGAGGAUGAAGAACAGCACAAGUGUGAUGAAGAGGAGAAGAACAGACUACGACUGCAGCUGCUCAGACAAGCGCUGAUGAAGGAUGAGGAAGACGAGGAGUGCCGGAUGAAGGAGGAGAGCGCCGAGCAGCUGAGGGUUUUGAAGGAACAGAUACUUAAAAACAGACGAGAUGAGGAGGAGCGAUUAAACAACGACAUGCACACACAACUACAAAAGCUAAGAUCUGAGAACGAGGUGAGACUCCAGGAGCUGCGCUCAGAGCUGGAGGCAGAGCAGAAGAGGGCGGAGACUGAGAAGAGGCGGGGUCUUGAGCUCCUGAGGGAGGAGUUAGAGGAGGAGCUCCAGGCAGAGAGGAGGCGGCUACAGGACAAGAAGGAGGAGCAGCUGACCUCCAUCAGAACACAGGCUAAACUGAGCGACUCUCUGAAGAAUUCAAGGAGUCCACGACCAGAACAACCUUUAGCCGAGUACCAGAGAGAGCUCACAGAUGUCCUCCAAGAAGUUCGUGAGGAAGUUGAGAGAGAUCACAGAAAGAAACUAGAACAACUGAAAGAGGAACAUCGACAUGAACUACAGAACCUCAGAGAAACACACCUGGAGCGGGAGAGCAGGGAGAGAGAGCGUCUAUUGAACUCUCUUCAGGAGGAGAGAGACACUAUGAUGUCUACACACACAACACAACUACACAAACUACAGCACACGCUGGAAACACAACUGCAGGAGAUGCGCAGGACACACUCACUGAAGGAGACAGCGUUACAGGAGUGGAUGGAGAAGCUGGAAGUACAAACCAAAGAACUUCAAACUCGAGAGGCAGAACUUCAGUCAAAGGCGUCAGAGUUGAAGAAGAGCAGACAGCAGCUGUGUGAGGAAGAGGAGGAUAUUCAGAGAGGAUUAGAGUCUCUCCCUCGGUUGUUGAAGGAGCGGGACGAGCUUCGUGAGGAGCUGCAGCGGAUGAGGGCAGAUCUUCAGCGAGAGAGACAGGAGAGGGAGAGACAGAGAGAGGAGAACAGCAGGAUGAUGGAGGAGAGACAACAGCUGGAGACGAGGGUCACACUCCUGCAGGACAGAUGUGAACAGCUCAGCUCCAGAGUCAGCGAGCUGGAGCAGAGCAGCAGAUCGGCGAGAGAAGACCAGCAGAAGAAGAGCAGGAGGAAGAGCGAGAGCGGCCUGCGCUUGGAGGACCUCGAAGCCUCAGCGCUGCGCUCAGGAGACGCCAGCGAUAACAGCGUAGACGAUGUGAGGCAGUAUGUGUGGAAUGAGAGCGUGUCUCUCCUCAGGGCUCGGCAGUUUCUGGAGCGCCAGAGCGUUCAGGUGUCGGACAGACAGGCAGCGCUGCGGGCAGCUCACAGCAGUCUGAAGGACCCCUCGCCCGGGACCUCCACGCAGCAGCUCUACCACAACCUGCAGCAGGAGGCGAGGGAUCUAGCCGAGCUGAGGGAGACGCUUCACAAGGGUCAAACGCUACUGAAAGAAAAAGAGGAAAAACUGAACCAGCUCGAAACUUCACUGACUGAAGAGGUGUCAUGCGAGGACGCUGAGAGGUCAGCUGAUCGGAAAGUGACGUUUGAUGUCACCGAGUCAGAGAUGAGCAGCAUCUACAGCCCGGAGGGAACAGUUCCGGUGAAGGUGCAGCAGUUGGCCGACUCUCUGCAGCUGAUCUCAGGUCAGCUCAAUUCUGUGUUAGGAGCUUUGGGUUCACUGACCCACAAACAGGCCCCGCCCACUCUGACCACACCUCUACCACCCCGGCCCUCGUGGGCGUGGCCUGUGAACUCCUCCCCCUCGCUGUCCAACGGACUCAGACCCACAGACUCGCUGCAGAACCGCUGGACGGAAACCAGCAGAGCUCACAUGACCUACUCAGGAUACACACUGCCAAGCCUGUCGAGUCUGCGUCCAUCAGCAGAGGUCGAAGGUCAGCGGCUGCAGGGUCUGAUUGAAGGAAACAAACGCUGGCUGGAAGCUCAACGCAAAAACCGCAACAUUCCACUCUUCCCAAACCUCAGGACCGGCUCCAGCAGCGGCGGGUUAGUUCAGCUCAGCCUCGACGACAACAACCAGAUCAAAGUCCAUCAUUACUGAAGCAGCGCCAAUACACACACACACACACACACACACACACUAUGGCAAGCCGUUUUA
Pimephales promelas (fathead minnow) is the source of this 4271-nucleotide messenger RNA. The record is from RefSeq and is a predicted model, not a curated record. Lineage: Eukaryota; Metazoa; Chordata; Actinopteri; Cypriniformes; Leuciscidae.